GAGGGGGUCCCGUGAAGGUGCCCACGGCAGCGGAGGCCAUGCUGUGCUAUGUGACGAGGCCCGAUGCGGUGCUCAUGGAGGUGGAGGUGGAGGCCAAAGCCAACGGCGAGGACUGCCUCAACCAGGUUUGCAGGAAAUUGGGGAUUAUAGAAGUCGAUUAUUUUGGACUGCAGUUUACGGGUAGCAAAGGUGAAAAUCUAUGGCUGAAUCUAAGAAACCGGAUCUCACAGCAGUUGGACGGACUGGCCCCUUACCGACUGAAACUAAGAGUCAAGUUCUUUGUGGAGCCACAUCUCAUAUUGCAGGAACAGACGAGGCACAUGUUUUUCUUGCAUAUAAAGGAAGAUCUUUUGGCGGGCAAUCUUCAGUGCUCCUCAGAACAUGCCGAUGAACUCAGUGCCCUCUUGGCUCAGUCAAAAUUUGGUGACUACAUUCAGAAUACUGCUAAGUACAGCUAUGAAGAGUUGUGUGCAAAAGAGCUAUCUUCUGCUGCCUUAGACAGCAUUACCACAAAGCACAAGGAGCUGGAAGGCACAAGUCAGGCCUCCGCUGAAUAUCAGGUCUUGCAGAUUGUGUCAGCAGUGGAGAACUAUGGUGUCGAGUGGCAUUCUGUGAGGGACAGCGAAGGGCAGAAACUUCUCAUAGGUGUUGGACCCAAAGGGAUUUCUAUCUGUAAAGAUGAUUUCAGCCCAAUUAACAGGAUUGCUUAUCCCGUGGUCCAAAUGGCCACCCAAUCUGGAAAGAACGUGUACCUGACUGUCACCAAGGAGUCCGGCAACAGCAUCGUUCUCUUGUUUAAAAUGAUCAGCACCAGGGCAGCUAGCGGACUUUACCGAGCAAUAACAGAAACCCAUGCCUUUUACAGAUGUGACACAGUGACCAGUGCUGUCAUGAUGCAGUACAGUCGUGAUUUAAAGGGGCACCUGGCAUCACUGUUCCUAAACGAAAACAUUAACCUCGGCAAAAAAUAUGUCUUCGACAUCAAGCGCACAUCCAAAGAGGUGUACGACCAUGCACGGCGAAUGCUGUACAAUGCUGAGGUGGUGGAUCUGGUUCCUUGGCGUGGCCCGAGCCCCCUGAGCUCGCCCCUGAAAUCAUCCGAAAAUGGCAGGAACUGUGGCAGCUGUGAGGGCCUCAGCUGCCAGCAGACCAAAGCACUCCAAGACAAGUUACAAAAUCUCAAAGAAGCCAUGCUCUGUAUGGUGUGCUGUGAGGAAGAAAUCAAUUCGACCCUCUGCCCCUGUGGUCACACUGUGUGCUGCAAGAAGUGUGCAGGCCAACUGCAGGCGUGUCCCGUGUGCAGAUCUCAUGUAGAACACGUGCAGCACGUGUAUCUUCCAACCCACACCAGCCUACUCAACCUGACGGUGAUAUGAUUCAGUGGACUGAUGCAUCCAUUCGACGCACCUGUAUUUCUAUGAACAGCACUCUUAGGGACUAGAAAAACCGAUUGAGAAGAAAGCAAUCAGCCCCAGCAUCUGUCUCCAGUAAAUCGGGGGAGGAAAAAGCAAACAAACAUAUUUUGGGGGCCGAAACCAACUGAAUUUCAGGUGCCCCAGAAGAAAGUUAUGGGAUAACUUUGCGGAACUAAUACCUGAAACUGUAUUAUAGACAAAUACCUUAUUUUUCUGAAAUAAGGAAAUGACUUUCCUCCUGAUGUCUGUUAAAUGUCCCAUUGCCAGAAAAAAAAACCAAAAUGGGUAACUAGAAAUUGUGUUGCAGGUCUGUUUAAUGUAUGUCGAAGAGGGAACUCUACUUGUAGUUUAAUGUAUUUUAUAAGAAUUUCUUUUGGUUUCUUUGUUGUGCUCACUCCAUGCAUUUUUAAUAGGAAGUCCACCUUUUUUAAAUAAUGAAUGUAAUCGUUUAAUGUCAUGAUGAUUUCUGCUUUUAGUCAUUUUUUAAGAAGUGGGAUAGAGGGUACUUUAAAAGAAAAUCUAUAAAGUGGAUUUUAAUCCCAACAGCAAAAACCAUUGGAUUUAAUUAUCCGAGAAAAGAAAUGACUCCAUAUAGGGUGGAUUUUUUUUUUUAAUUCGGCACAUUGAGUCUCUAGCAAUCGAUGGCUCAGUCAGGUUGGUCUCCAGUCGUUGAGUCGUUCUGGGAAGUUGAUUAGGUUGCCUGGUGCAGAUCCAAAGAGGAGAGUGUUUCCCAAGAAAGAGGACAAAUUGCACAGCCCUAGAGACCCUUCCUCACGACUGCCGCAUAUUCUGCCAACCCCUCAUCCUCCCUCGCUAUCUCCAGCCUCACCUAUGUGGCUCAACUUUAUGCUUGAGCUCUCCUAAAUUCCUUAAGCAUUGUCGGUUGAAAAAAAAAAACCUAGCGUAUCAACUUCUGGGUUGUCUCCUUUCUGCAUUUUGGAGGGGCUUGUGUUUCAGCGUAUUUCUUUUACAUAUAAAUAUAUAUAUAUGUUAAAAAAAAACCCACCCUUUACCCCACGUGGGCAUUUUAGACUCUGAUCACUAGUGGGGUCUCUAGGAUUGUAGAGAAACCUAGAAGGCCUGACUGGGUGCAAUACUAGCUAAAGUAAAGCUAGAAAAUGACACUGUCACUUUACUGAGAUUUUUCCGAGUAUACUUUUCAUAUUGCCUUAAUGUAGCAGCAUUGUGUUUAUGCAUUUGUUUCUUUGCAUGGACAUUUUGUCAAAAUAUUAAAAACUCUACUUUUUUAUAACAUAUAAACCUUAUUCUGAGAGGUAUUUAUUUUUUCACUUGUAAAAAAAUGUGUUUCCACAUAAACAACUCUGUUCUCUAUAUCUCAGAUAACUUGUGUCUUUUUAUAUUCAAGCUAAUAAAGGCUUUAAAGCAAAUAUA
This is a messenger RNA of Tachyglossus aculeatus (Australian echidna), 2807 nucleotides long. It is a transcript of the gene MYLIP, whose product is annotated as myosin regulatory light chain interacting protein. The transcript has 7 exons. Gene Ontology annotation, biological process: ubiquitin-dependent protein catabolic process. Gene Ontology annotation, molecular function: ubiquitin-protein transferase activity; cytoskeletal protein binding. The coding region runs from base 39 to 1376 and encodes 445 amino acids. Gene Ontology annotation, cellular component: cytoskeleton. The record is from RefSeq and is a predicted model, not a curated record. NCBI's taxonomy places the organism in Eukaryota, Metazoa, Chordata, Mammalia, Monotremata, Tachyglossidae.